Polistes dominula (European paper wasp) is the source of this 1227-nucleotide messenger RNA. RefSeq lists its product as uncharacterized. The record is from RefSeq and is a predicted model, not a curated record. NCBI's taxonomy places the organism in Eukaryota, Metazoa, Arthropoda, Insecta, Hymenoptera, Vespidae. Gene Ontology annotation, cellular component: nucleus. Gene Ontology annotation, molecular function: DNA binding.
ACCUUUUAGUAGACGAUUUCAUUUUAACAGUUUUAGACGUAAAGAAUACUAUUUAAAGAAGUAAUCGUAAAAAAACGAUGUUCAAGAUAAUAUUAUUUAUUAAUGUAUGAAAUAAUUGUAAAAUUAAUCAGGAUAAAUAAUUGUCAAUCCUUAAUUAUGGAUAUAAUGUGUGACAAAAAUGAGAAAAGACAAUUGAAAAGAAAAUUUAUAUCAUUAGAGGACAAAGUAGAAAUUUUAAAUCGUUUAAGGGAUGGAGAAAGGAUAUCGUCUGUUGGAAAAUCGUUCGAUUUAAACGAAUCUACGGUUAGGACCUUGAAAAGAAAUGAGGAAAAGAUAAGGAAAACCAUGGCAGAUAGUUGUCCUUUAGCUGCUAAACGUACAACUCGUAAUCGGAAUACUGAUAUAGUUAAAAUGGAACGCGAUCUAAUGAUUUGGUUGGAAGAUUGUAUUACCAGAAAUAUUCCUGUCAAUGGCAAACAAAUCAAACAGAAGGCACUACAAAUUUACAAUAAUUUGUUAAAAACUAAGGGUUCUUCUGGAGAUGACAAGAAACAAUCGAAGUUUAGUGCGAGUAAAGGAUGGUUAGAAAAUUUAAAAAAACGAUAUUCCUUGCAUAAUAUUAAAUUUCAAGAUGAACAAACUACUUAUAUGUUUAAGGAGGAAUCACCUGAAAAUUGUGAAGAUGACAAUGAUAAUAUAACUCAUCAUAUGUAUCAAAAUGUAGCAGAAAAUUUGAUGAGAAAUUGUUCCUUAAAUAAUGAAACAAUGAAAAACAUUGAAAAAGUAAACGUUACUUCUCACGUAACUGAGAAAGAAUUUGAAAAUGACAAAAACCAUCAUCGAGAUGUAAAAGAACUCUUACGAGACGAGAUUUCAGAUGAUAAGAAAUUGAUAGAUGACACAACCGCUUCCAAUGUAUUGGUAAAUAAGGAUAUGGAUAAAGAAUUGGAUUCAAAUUGGAAUUUAAGUACUGUAAAAAAGGGACUAGAUUUGGCUAAACAAUUAAAAACUUUCUUUAUGGAAAAUGAUCAUUCAAUUGAGCGAAGGAAUAAGUUUAAAAGGGAAUUGAAAAAAUGUUUGACUCCGUAUAAAGAAUUGUAUAUGAGCUUAAAAUUACAAAAUCAAAAUUCCAUUUAGGGAUGUUUACAGAACUAGGACGUUGAAGAAAAUUUAAGUUCCUUUAUAUCUUUACAUUCUUAUUUAUUUUUCUUAUAUUUGCCUGUAUUU